Molecule: messenger RNA, 1554 nt
Organism: Kluyveromyces lactis
Lineage: Eukaryota; Fungi; Ascomycota; Saccharomycetes; Saccharomycetales; Saccharomycetaceae
Exons: 1
Coding region: 1-1554 (517 amino acids)
Biological process (GO): mitotic cell cycle; positive regulation of transcription by RNA polymerase II
Cellular component (GO): nucleus
Molecular function (GO): RNA polymerase II cis-regulatory region sequence-specific DNA binding; DNA-binding transcription factor activity, RNA polymerase II-specific
Source: RefSeq, a predicted model, not a curated record
AUGAAACCACCUAAAACAAAGGGUAAACAGAAUAAAAGACAGGAUGCUGCGCCUACAAGUUCGCCGAAGGAUAUUGAAGAGAGUACUUCUGUGAAAGCGGAGAGUGAGGAUUCGGUAUCGACAGAGUCAACGGCUUCAGAUCAGAUGUCCACGUCAUCUCUAACAAAAAAGACGAUAAAGGGACUUUGGUCAGCAGAAGAGGAUAAAAUGUUAUUAAGUUUAAUUGAAGUAUAUGGUCCUUCUAGAUGGGUAGAGAUUUCACAUCAAUUGAAAACACGUACUGCCAAGCAAUGUAGAGAGAGAUACCAUCAGAACCUUCGACCAAAUUUGAAUAAGAGUCCUAUAUCAAUAGAAGAAGGUGAUGCCAUCAAAGGCCUAGUAGCGAAGCAUGGAUUCCGUUGGACUUUGAUAGCGAAGCUUCUCAAUACUAACAGAAGUGAUAACUCAAUAAAAAAUUGGUGGAAAACAAACGUGAAAAAGAAGCAACGUAAUGUGUUCCGAGAUUCAAACCCCUCAGGAACAAUGGCGAAAGAUUUUGACAUGAUGGCUGGUCCAGAAAUCAAUCCACAUCUACUUCAUGGCGGCAGUCCACAGUUUUUAAAGAAUCAUCACCCUCAUGACCGUGAUCCUAGUUCUUCAUGUGAAUCAAACUCUCCAAAAUCGGAUUGUUCAUCUCCCAUAGAUCAUAUUUCCAAUCGAAGAAAUUAUGUCUCUCCAAUAGAUCAGUACGGUCAAAGACUUCAAUUGCAUUCCCAUCCUCAUUUCGUGCAUAUGCUACCGAUGGGACCAAAUUUUAUCCAACGGCCACUAUUACCCCAAGAUAUGCACAAUAAUCAUCGGGGGAUAGCAGUGCAGCCUUACAUACCAUAUCCUCAGUAUGCUCCAGCUACUCAUAUGUCUGCCAAUAUGUUUCCUAUUUUAGUUCACAACGCCAAUGUUCAAGUGGAAACUGUCAGUAAUGAUAAUACUCAUAAUAAUCAUAAUGAUAAUACCACUAAUAUAAAUGACGGUGUCAGCAAUACUAUCCACACUCAGAGCAUCAACCAUGGCAGUGAUGCUUCGACGGAAAUUCAACAUCAUAUGUAUGCCAGCCUACCUCCUCCAAUAGGCACCUAUAUGGGUCCUAUCAUCCCGCAUUCUCAUUUGAUGCCACCGCAAACUCUCAGUCAAGGAGCAGGAACCAUACCAGCGAAGAUAGAGGAAACACAACCAGCUCAACCUAUAAUGCAACAUCCGAACUUGCCAGUUCAGCAAACACAACCACAGCAACUAAUUAGAAUUCCUCACGGUACUGGCACUGAAACGAAGGAUUCAAAAUUCGUUGUACCAUCCUCUCCAAUGGCUAAUACUUCUGUGCAACACAUGCCAAUGUCGAACAUUCCGAAUUCACCGGCAAUACAGCAAAACUUCAGUGAAAAAACAGAGGCUUCAACCGGUGUCGAUACCUCCCAUCACGUCACUGAACCUCCUUCUAAUAAACUACCAUCCUUCGAAGAAUUGACCCAGAAAAUGAAACUAAAUAAUUCAUCCAAUAAUAACCCUAACUUAAAAUAA